Plasmodium malariae is the source of this 744-nucleotide messenger RNA. RefSeq names its product conserved Plasmodium protein, unknown function. NCBI's taxonomy places the organism in Eukaryota, Apicomplexa, Aconoidasida, Haemosporida, Plasmodiidae. The transcript has a single exon. Bases 1 to 744 code for a protein of 247 amino acids. The record is from RefSeq and is a predicted model, not a curated record.
AUGGAUGACUUUUUGAUAAAACUGAAGAAAAUAUCAGAACAAUAUAACAACUUGUUGUUGGAAAAAAAGAUAAUAGAUAAAAGAAUAACAAACAUAGAAGAAAAUAUACAUAAGUAUGAAGAGACAAAACAGAAAUCACUGAAAGAAGUAGAAUUGAAGAAAAAUCAAUUGCUAAAAAAUAAAAAUAAACAUUUAAUAAAAUGCCAAAAAAUGGAAGAGUUAAACAACAAGCUGAAUGAAAUAUUAAUAAGAAAACAAAGGAUAGAUGAUGAAGAGGAAAAAAAUAUUAUAAAAAAGCAAAUUGACACAGUUAACAAAACUUAUACUUUAUUGAACAAUGUUCAGAAAUUGAAUGAUACAAUAGUUAAGGAUAAUAACAACUAUUAUAAAUUAAUAACUCAGAAAAUUCAUAAUAAUAAUUUUAGCAACAAAAAAACGUUAAAUAUAUUGAACUGCUUCUUAAAUAAAAAUAGAGCUACCAUUUUAGAAAAAGACAAUGAGCAUAAUGCUUUUCCCAACAACUUUAAAAUGAUUCAAACGAAUGACACAAUUCAGAAAUUGAUACAUUUAUUUUCAAAUGACCACACAUCCUUAACUUUAGAAAAACAACAGUUCUUAUUUGUACUACUAAUGAAUGUUUUAAAAAAAAUAUUUCACAUGAAGGAAAAAGUAAUACAUGAUGAGAAUAAGUCUAAUGAAGUAAUUCAUAAUUUUUUAUACAAUAAUUAUAUUUUACUACAGUGA